CCGGACUGCUGCCCGCCCGCCCACCACAACAAACAAGACCAUGCGCAGCAGCAUCCGUGAAGCAAUGACCCACCCCCUUCGCGACUGUCGCUGCCGUCGCGCGAAAGGCUCGAGCACCUUCGAGAGCUUUCCAACACCCCGCAACUCCCCCGCAUAACACCGGGCAGCUGUAGCUCCCCGCCGCAACCAUGGACGACCGCGAGCAGCAGCGGAGCAUGUCGCUAGUGCCCUACCAGCCAGCCGAGUCGCGAGAGAUUGUACUGCGUCACGGUUCGGCCGUCGUGGUCUACGAUCAGCGCUCCAAGCAACUCUCCCUGCGCGAUGCCUCCCACUCCACCGCCGUCGAAGCGACGUCCUGUCCGUACUGCCACCGACCGUACCAUGAGAGCCCGCCCCAUGACGCCGACGAGAGCGACGAGCACGACCAUGGAGGUAUCUCGGAGCCGGAGGCCGGCUUCGUCAACCCAGGCUACUUCCAGAUGCUGCGGCGCAGCCAGCCGGGCUCAGCUGAAGUGUCGCGGCCACCAUCGCCGCACAAACAGCUAGCACCAGCACCGAUACGGGAUACACAUGGCGCGCUGCACGCUCCGGAGGGUGCCGAGUUUGUGGGUAGUACGCCCGUGCCGCCGAAGCAUCAUGGAAUAUCCACGCACGCCUUCAGCCCGAACUACUUCAAGACCUUCUUUGUGGAAGAGCGCGAGCUGGGAAGAGGAGGAAAGGGCGUCGUGAUUCUAGUGAGGCAUGUCCUGGAUGGGGUGAACCUUGGUCGGUUUGCAUGCAAGCGAGUGCCUGUCGGCGAUGAUCACGAAUGGCUGGAGAAGGUCUUGAUCGAGGUGCAGCUGCUGCAGCACCUAUCGCACCAGAACCUGGUGUCAUACCGCCACGUUUGGCUCGAAGACUACCAGAUAUCGACCUUCGGUCCCAGCGUCCCUUGCGCCUUCAUCUUACAGCAAUACUGCAAUGGUGGGGACCUCCAGAGCUACGUCUUGGGCAACACUAAGACGACAUUCACAAAAGAGCAGAUGAAAGAGCGAUUGAGGAGGCGAUCGAAAGGACAGCUGGAUGAUCCGCACGAUUUGCAAAGCGCACGCAAAAUGCACUUCGAAGAGAUUAUCUCGUUCUUCAAGGACAUCACAUCCGGACUGAACCACCUGCACGCUAACGGGUACAUACACCGAGAUCUCAAGCCGAGCAAUUGCUUGCUGCACAAUACUGGCCUGAAAGUGCGGGUGCUGGUCAGCGAUUUUGGGGAGGUGCAGGUUGCGAAUGUGGCCAGAAAGUCGACAGGCGCUACUGGGACGAUAUCAUACUGUGCGCCUGAGGUACUGCGGCAUGUCGCGCCGAAUGGUCCGCUGGGCAACUUCACCACCAAGUCUGACAUCUUCUCACUCGGCAUGAUUGUCUACUUCAUGUGCUUCGCACGGCUGCCGUACCGAAAUGCAGAUGGCAUCGACGAGGACAAGGAGGACCUAGAGAAGCUUCGAGAAGAGAUCUCGGCAUGGGUUGGCUUCGAUGAUGAGAGGAGAGUGCGGUCUGAUCUCCCGGAGAAGCUCUACCGUUCCCUUAAGCAUCUCCUCGCCCUGAACCCGGACGAGCGGCCUACGACAGAGGAGAUAUUGCACGCUCUGAAGUCGCCCUCCGUCCUCGAUGAGUUCAGCGGAUUUGCUGGGCCCUCCGGAUUGGACGAUAUGGGCCCCAGGAUUUCGAGAGCAGACACACCGAGCCCCGCCCCAGCACAGAACCAUCGGAAGCGGAGCUCAGUCCACUACACCCGCCCGGGUCGAUCAAAGCUGAGUGCAACUCAUUCGGCAGAGCAUCAUUCGCCCAGUCCACCACCUCAUCAACGGGCCGAUGUAAGGUCACCAUCGGAGGAAGGCUCGGUCAUCCUACGGCCUCGGACGCUGGACAAAGGGAGCACAGGUCCACCUGAGCGUGACCACUCCCCUGAACGCUCGCCCCGUCUAAUGCUCCCGCCUCCUCCUUCUCCAAAUGGCCGUACCCGUCUCUACCAUCUUCUACAUAAUCCCACAUUCAUCGGUGUUGCCAAGAUAUCCCUUUUCAUUGCAAAAGUUAUUUCCUUGUUCAGUCCGUGCCAGCCUUUUGCGGCGGAUCCGUGGGUUGCGUAUCCGCUGCUUUGUUUUGCUUCGCUGGACUUCUUGUUCGUAGGCGUUGGGUUUAUGUUUCGGGGACAGCAUUUGGGAUUCGGUGGUCUGGGAGCAUCGGUGCUGAUUUUGGCACUGCAUGUGGUCGUUGUGGCGUUGCUGCUGAGAUGGGACAAGCUUUGUUUGAGGAGGGGCGUGGCUUGGGAGGGGAUCUGAGCAGAGUGGAGGCGAGUUAGGGUAGAAUAAAGACUUCGAAUAGAGCUGUAAAAACUCG
Trematosphaeria pertusa is the source of this 2376-nucleotide messenger RNA. Its product is annotated as kinase-like protein. Gene Ontology annotation, molecular function: protein kinase activity; ATP binding. Gene Ontology annotation, biological process: protein phosphorylation. Lineage: Eukaryota; Fungi; Ascomycota; Dothideomycetes; Pleosporales; Trematosphaeriaceae. The transcript has 2 exons. The record is from RefSeq and is a predicted model, not a curated record. Bases 189 to 2318 code for a protein of 709 amino acids.